Molecule: messenger RNA, 2229 nt
Organism: Physeter macrocephalus (sperm whale)
Lineage: Eukaryota; Metazoa; Chordata; Mammalia; Artiodactyla; Physeteridae
Gene: RPP21
Product: ribonuclease P/MRP subunit p21
Exons: 5
Coding region: 114-665 (183 amino acids)
Biological process (GO): tRNA processing
Cellular component (GO): nucleolar ribonuclease P complex
Source: RefSeq, a predicted model, not a curated record
GCACGGCCCCAGGAACUACAGUUCCCAGGAGGCCUUGCGCGGACGCCCGGGAGUUGGGCUACUCCGGGGUGGGGCCUGUGGACUGCGACGUGUGGGGAGCUAGCGCGGGUCGGAUGGCCGGGCAGGUGAAGGACCGCGAGGCCUUCCAGAGGCUCAGCUUCCUGUACCAGGCUGCCCACUGCGUCCUCGCGCAGGACCCCGAGAACCAGGCACUGGCGAGGUUUUACUGCCACACGGAGAGGACCAUAGCGAAGCGGCUCGUAUUGCGGCGGGACCCUUCGGUGAAGAGGACCCUCUGUCGUGGCUGCUCUUCCCUCCUCAUCCCGGGCCUGACCUGCACCCAGCGCCAGAGACGCUGCAAGGCUCAGCGCUGGACUGUACAGACCUGCCUGACAUGCCAGCGCAGCCAACGGUUCCUCAACGAUCCUAGGCAUCUGCUCUGGGGAGACCGGCCUGAGGCCCAGCUGGGGAGCCAGGCAGACUCUUCCAGUCUUCCAGUCUUCCAGUCUUACUCUCCUCCAAAGACUCUGCCAGCCACCAGAGAGAUAUUUGAAGAGCAAAAUGCCAUUUUAUCCUUCCCCUACUUAAAAAUUUUCAGUGGCCCACACAAUCCCCAAUUGCAUAUAGUCUUGAAUACAUAUAAAGCAAAAGCUAUCAAUAUGUAGUAUACAUCUGUAAAGCAUUUUAAUUGCAGAAAAUGUAGGCCAAAGUCACAGUAAAUAACAUUGCACUACAAACUAUAGGAUGUCAAUAAUUUGCUCCCCUUUAAUCAUUUUACUUACAAAUUACUACUGGCCGUAGGCUGACUAAUGGCCCCUAAUCACAUCCUAAUGCCUGAAAACUGUGACUAUUGCCUUAGAUGGCAAAAGGGACUUUGCAGAUAUGAUGAAACUGAAGAUCUUGAAAAAGGGGGGUUAUCCUGAAUUUGCAGGGUGGGCCCAGAUGUAAUCACAACGGUCCUUAUCAGAGAAGCAAGGAGGAGUCAGAGUCAGAAGAGAAGGUGAUGUGAUGAUGGAAGCAGAGAUUGAAGUGAUGUACUUUGACGGUGGAGGAAGGAGCUACAAACCAAGCAACAUAGGCAGACUCUAGAAGCUGGAAAGUAUAAGAGAAUGAGUUUUUCCUUAGAGCCUCCAGCAGGAACCAGCCCAGCUGACACCCUGACUUUAGUCCACUGAAACUAAUUUUGGACUUCUGACCUCAAGACCUGUAAGAGAAUAAAUUUUUUUGGCCCUCAGAUGAGCCCCUAAGACUUGGAGGAUCCAACACAACUUUUCCAAUUCAAAUAUAUGGUUCUGAUCUGGCUAGAACAAUGGUCUUUCAGGAUCAUUCUUGAGUCAUACUGGGGAAAAUCAAGAAAACCAUGAGUUACCUUGACACAUCAUAGCUACCAAAAAUGUUUACUGAAUUUAUGGGGACUUCCCUGGCAGUCCAGUGGUUAAGACUCUGCGCUUCCACCACAGGGGGCGCAGGCUGGAUCCCUGGUCAGGGAACUAAGAUCCCACAUGCCACACAGUGUGGCCAAAAAGAAAAAAAAGUGUUUGCUGAAUUUAAAUGGAUCUCUUAAAUACAUCACUGGUUUACAUCAGCUUGCAGAACCUUUGCUUGUCCACCAGGGGCCAGCCCACCCUCCUGCACUUGCCAUUAUUACCAAUGUGCAGAAUUGUAUCCUACCAAAUCAGCAGCCCCACUUCUAGCACGUGUGCAGAAGAGAACCCAGGGAAUGUAUGUCCCAGAAUCCCCAUAGCUCAAGUUCAAGUUUUCCAGUGGGAGAGACUUGUAUGAGAUAUGGGGCCCAGAAGAGGGAGAUCUCGCUAUUCAUCAGGCACAUGCGUGAGCAGGCACAUGUGAAAUUCUCAGCAGCUACUGUACUAGGUUUGACACCCACCUGCUUUGCCUUGCAGACUGAGACACAGGAUGGGAGUUUUCUCACAGGUUCUAGAGAAUUACAGCAAUCUCCCAGAAAGCUUGUGAGAACCACCCACCAGUGCUUUGAGCUGAGGUCUCCAGCAUUUGCUUCCCUAACCUUCCAACUUCAGCUCCUCAGAAUUUUGGUGGUGCCUGGUAUUAUUUUCCUAUAUCUGCCAUAGCAAAUUACCACAAACUUAGUGGCUUAAAACAACAUGAGGCCUUUCUCACCUUCUGAGAUGGCCCACACUCUGUGGUGUGUUUCUCUCUAAAUAAAUCCACUUCUUACCUAUCACUUUGUCUCUCACUGAAUUCUUUCUGCGA